Messenger RNA from Penicillium antarcticum, 1773 nucleotides. RefSeq lists its product as uncharacterized. NCBI's taxonomy places the organism in Eukaryota, Fungi, Ascomycota, Eurotiomycetes, Eurotiales, Aspergillaceae. Gene Ontology annotation, molecular function: protein binding. The transcript is spliced from 8 exons. The record is from RefSeq and is a predicted model, not a curated record. Bases 1 to 1773 code for a protein of 590 amino acids.
AUGUACAACACUCAUCGCGGGAUGGUGCCCGCUCCCAACUCCCGUCUGACGGAGUUGCUGGAUCAGCUGCGUCAGGAGUUUGAGAGCCAGUCGCGCAGCACCGGCGAAUUCGAGCAUCAGUAUCACGCAGUGACCGGACAGCUCCAAGAAAUGGAGAUGAUCCGUCAAAAGGUUUUCCAGUUGGAACAAGCCCAGGUCAAGAUCAAGCAGGACUACGAAACCGAAAUCCGAAUGUUGCGACACGAACUCGAGUCGCGCGGCGUCCAAACUAUUCCCUCCCACAUCGGCGGUCCUGCCGCAGCCCAUACAGCUCCUACCCAGGCUCCCCCGCCUGCAUUGGGUCACGGCCCUAGCAAUCUGUUUGGCGGUAUCAUGACCAACCCACCAGGUAGUGGCCCCGGUCUUGCCCCUCCCCCUCCCCAGGAUCAGCAGCCUCCCCAGCAUGCCCUUCAACAACCUGCUUCGGCUGCCCAGCCCGGUGCGCCGCAACCCCCGCAGAGUUCCUUUGGAGGAUAUCAAGCUGGCGCUGCUGUGAACGGCUAUGGACCUCCUCCCCCGACCGCAUCGCCAGGACCUGGUAAGGGCCGUGGACGUGUGCCCCCAGGCCCGGCCACCCCCCAGCAACAGCACAUUGCCUACCCGGAUCCCCGUGCUUCGCCUCAGAUCCCUCGCCCAACUCCCCCUAACCAGACCUCUCUCCCCCGUGAGCGCCCGGGAAACAUGCUGGCCAAUUGGAACCCCGAUGAACUGCCUGCGUCGCAAAAGCGCGAGGGUCCUGACUGGUACGCUGUUUUCAACCCCGAGGUGCAGCGUGUGCUAGACGUGGAACUGGUUCACCACUUGAACCACGACAGCGUCGUCUGCUGUGUCCGCUUCAGCCGCGACGGCAAAUACCUAGCCACCGGUUGCAACCGCUCAGCUCAAAUCUUUGAUGUGACCACUGGACAGAAUGUGGCCACUCUCCAGGAUGAGAACGUCGACAAGGACGGCGAUCUCUAUAUUCGCAGUGUUUGCUUCAGCCCUGACGGCAAGUACCUUGCAACUGGUGCCGAAGAUAAGCAGAUUCGCGUCUGGGAUAUCAACGCACGCACCAUCAAGCACAUCUUCUCGGGACACGAGCAGGACAUCUACUCCCUAGACUUCGCCGGCAACGGCCGAUAUAUCGCCUCUGGCAGUGGAGACAAGACCGUGCGUCUUUGGGAUAUCCUCGAUGGCAAGCUUGUCUACACUCUCAGCAUCGAAGAUGGCGUCACAACUGUCGCUAUGUCUCCGGAUGGUCACUACGUGGCUGCCGGUUCGCUUGACAAGAGCGUGCGUGUGUGGGACACUACGACUGGAUACUUGGUGGAGCGUCUGGAGAACCCCGAUGGACACAAGGACAGUGUCUACUCGGUUGCCUUCGCGCCCAAUGGCCGAGACCUUGUCAGUGGCAGUCUUGACAAGACUAUCAAGCUCUGGGAGCUUACUGUCCCGCGGGGCAUGCACCCCCACAGCGGCGUCAAGGGCGGCAAGUGCCUGCGCACCUUCGAGGGUCACAAGGACUUUGUGCUUAGCGUGUGUCUGACUCCCGACGGAGCCUGGGUGAUGAGUGGUUCCAAGGAUCGCGGUGUCCAGUUCUGGGACCCGGUGACUGGCAACGCCCAGAUGAUGCUUCAGGGUCACAAGAACUCCGUCAUCUCGGUUGCGCCCAGCCCCACUGGCAACCUGUUCGCGACUGGCAGUGGAGACAUGCGUGCGCGCAUCUGGAGAUAUUCGCCGUACACUGGACGAUAG